Molecule: messenger RNA, 1335 nt
Organism: Dichomitus squalens LYAD-421 SS1
Lineage: Eukaryota; Fungi; Basidiomycota; Agaricomycetes; Polyporales; Polyporaceae
Exons: 3
Coding region: 1-1200 (399 amino acids)
Biological process (GO): anatomical structure morphogenesis; regulation of DNA-templated transcription; cell differentiation
Molecular function (GO): RNA polymerase II cis-regulatory region sequence-specific DNA binding; DNA-binding transcription factor activity, RNA polymerase II-specific
Source: RefSeq, a predicted model, not a curated record
AUGAACAGCACUCAAGGCCGCGGGAAGAUUCCUAGGCCAUCCAACUGCUUCUUCCAGUACCGCGCAGCAAAGCUCAAGGAGCUCCGAGAUGAAGCGGCAGCCCUCGGGCUCAAACGCCCCUCCCAGAGCGAGCUCUCAAAGAUCAUUGGGCGAAUGUGGAGAGAGGCGCACCCGAACGAGAAGGAUUUCUACGUCGACAAGGCAGCGCAGGAGAAGGAGGCGCAUAAGAAGGCAUACCCCGACUACCACUACCGACCACGGAAGAGGGCCAGACAGGCGGAGGAGGAUGCGAGACAAACAGAUCAUGACCGGCAGCCACCUUUUGUCUCUUCGCAGACGUCCACGGCGUCUAUUCCGUGCCCGGGCAUCGGUGCCACUCCAGGGCUCGUUCUCGGGCCAUCCCCCAACGCUGACAUCAAGCCUAGGGUUCAUCCAUCCACCCAGCUCAGCAGUCGCCGAGGUGGCCGCGCAAACCAGGUGCGUGUGGAACCACAAGAAUCUGCACCUGUCAGCAAGCGACGGAAAGAAAUAUCGGAGGCGCCGUUCCUCCCGGGUCAACCAUGGGUAUUUCAUGCCUCCAGGGCGGGCUUGGAGCCACUAGACGUACAUAUACCAAUGCCGCCUCUGCUUCCAUACGGAGGACAACUCGGGUGGCAACCAACGGGGUCGGUCGCGCCCCCGCAAGCGCCGCACGUGGCUAUCACGCCCCUGCCGCCAUCGCAGCACAAGUCGCUCCUCGACGAACUCUAUGAUCCCAGGCUGUCAUACUGGGAGACCGCUUGCGCGCCACUCAACGCCGGCUUCUGCGAGUUCGCGUCCUUCGGUCUCGGCGGCACCAAUGGUGUACCGGAUGCUUCAUCCCCGAAUCCUCCUGACUUAACUGAUAGUGCCUCCUCACCCGAGAGCGUGUCGGACGGUUGGGGCAGUCAGACGUUCACACUACCGACGCCGAGCCCUCCUUCUAGCGGCUCGGCCUCGGUACUGUCCUCGGGCGACGAUAUAUCGUCAGUCGAUUUCAUGAGGUUCUUCAAUGCAGAUAACUACGCGACCGUGCCAGGGUCCGCGUCCCUCGCAUAUCAGGACAUGGCUCAGCCUUUCCUGUUCUCACCUAAGGUCGAACCAGGGCAGACCCAACAUCUGCGCGACCCGUUCCAUGCCCUCCCGCCGAACGCCGUGUGGCCGAAGCAUUUGGGCAUCUAGGCAAAAAAAAAUAUCGCGUUUUAUCUUGACUGUUGACAUACUGUGUAUUAGUGGUUGAGCACCAUUGUUGGUCUGCUCCCCUUCCGACUCUUGUGACUGUCAUAUCAUCGCCCAGCCUCCUUCCAUCGCCUUUUC